Molecule: messenger RNA, 1941 nt
Organism: Micromonas commoda
Lineage: Eukaryota; Viridiplantae; Chlorophyta; Mamiellophyceae; Mamiellales; Mamiellaceae
Product: glycosyltransferase family 21 protein
Exons: 1
Coding region: 1-1941 (646 amino acids)
Biological process (GO): glucosylceramide biosynthetic process
Cellular component (GO): membrane
Molecular function (GO): ceramide glucosyltransferase activity
Source: RefSeq, a predicted model, not a curated record
AUGGUCGCCGUCCCGGAGGCGUGGGCGACUUGGUGGCGGGCGCAGACGCUGUUCUGCCUCAUCGGGUUCUGGUUCUCGUGGCAGUGGGCGGCGUGGAGCCGCGGCCGCGCGAGGCGGGCGCUGCGGAAGCGGGGCACCGCGUCCACGAGCUUCUGCGACGGCGAAGAUGACGCCCAAAACCCGGGCGACGACGGAGCGAGGCCGGGACUCAGGCGAAGAGGACGCGGCGAGGAUGAGCGAGCAAAGGACGCACCGAAGGUGUCGGUCGUCAUGCCGGUCAAGGGAGUGCAUCCAGAGUCGCUCAGCAACUGGAGGACGCAGCUUCGAAGCGCCUACCGGGGCGACGUUGAGUACAUCUUCGUCGUCGAGUCCGGGGACGAUCCCGCCGUGCCGCUCAUACGGCGGCUGAUGAACGAGGCGAAGGAGGCGAACAUCGCGAUACGAGCCGCUGGUACGUCGAUGACGUGCUCGCAGAAGAUCCACAACAUGCUCGCCGGCGUGGACGCGUGCGACGCGAGGUCGACCUACGUCCUCUUCCUGGACGACGACGUCCGGCUCCAUCGAAACACGAUCGGCUCCCUGGUGUCGUCCAUGGAGGCCAACUCGCCGGAGAUGUUCCUCAGCAACGGGUUCCCGUUCGACUUACCCCCAACGCGGGGCGUGAACUUUCCGAGCUACAUGACGAUGGCGUUUCACAUGGUCCUGCUCAUAGCGUUCUCCCAUCCGGGCGAGUGGACCAAGAACGUGUGGGGCGGGUGCAUGAUUGUCCGGCGCUCCUCCUUCGCGAACGACGAGCACGGGUGCAGGUCCAAGUACGAACGCGGCGGGUACAGCGACGACCUCAUACUGGCCGCCCUGUGCGACGAGUUCAAACGGACGGUGGGCGCCCCCGCCGACUGCGUCUUUCCCCAGCAUAUCGAGCACACGUGGCAUCAGUGGUGGAACUACAUGCGGCGGCAGCUCUUCGUCAUGGACACCUACUCCACCUCGCACAACAAGCUGGUGAACCACGGCAUGCUGCUCGUGCUGUCCUACCUGUCGUUGGCGGUCACCUCGGGCGUGGCGAUGUGCGCGUUCGACCUCUGCGCGUGGGCGCGCGAGAUCGUCACCGAAUCCGGCAAAACGCCGGGAUGGGAGGUUUGCGAGUGGACGCCGGAGAGGUGCGCGAGCGCGGCGUCGUUCCUAGCCUUUGCCGGGGCGAUGCACGGCGCGAGGAAGAUGUACGCGGAACUGGCCGGGAUGGCCGCGCUCCUCGGGGACGAGGGCGUCACGGAAAGCGCGGGUGCGAUAGACUGGUGGCGGGUUGGUGCCGCGUUUUGGUGUUGCUACGCGUGCGUCCCGUUGAUGGCUGUUUACACGCUGACGAAACCCACGGUGGUGUGGUCGGGGAUAACCUACCGCAAACGCCGCGGGCUCGUGAUGCGCAUGCCCACCGACGACGAGAGGCGGUGCAUGAAGAUUGAGCGGAUGAACCGCGGGUUUGGGUUGAAGGUUCCCGAGCUCGACGCGUUUGCGCUGCUCGGGCGCCUGAAGAGUGAAGCUUCCGAUUACGUUUUGGUCGACGUUCGAACCGAGAAGGAGCGAAUCGUGUCCGUGAUAAAGGGCUCGGUGACCGAGGAAGAGUACGAGUCCGGCGCCAACGCCGCGUACGCGGGUAAGAAGGUGGUCGCGUACUGCACCAUAGGGUACAGGAGCGGGAAGUACGUCGAGAAGUUGAUCGAAAGAGGGGUGGACGCCUACAAUCUCCGGGGAAGCAUCCUCGCCUGGACGCACGCGGGUGGGGAGUUGGAAGCUCCCGACGGCACACCCACCAGGGUGGUUCACACGUGCGGCAAGGCCUGGGCGCUGCCGAGGAGCGAUCACACGGCGGUGUACUUCGACAAUCCCGCGGUGGCGCGCGUCAAGAGGAUGCUCGGGUUGGCGAAGCGAUUCGGGACGUGA